AUGGCAGACCCUUUCGUAACUUGGAAGGUCGAUGCGACAGAUGAAGGUCGCAAAUUUGGCACUCUUCAGGUCCAAGCAGGUCAUAAACCUGACUCGGCAACCAAAUCAAGAGCCGUUCCAAUAUAUGCAACAGCACCUACUGUCGAGGUAUUUGAGAGGAGAGCUGCGGCUUUAGAAGGCGGCACCGCAGCUGUGGCUACCGCCUCCGGCCAGUCGGCCGUUUUUCAAACCAUUCUUGCUCUGGCAGGAUCUGGAGACAACAUUAUCUCAUCGGUCAACCUAUACGGUGGAAGCUACAGCUUAUUUAAAACCCUUCUUCCCCGACUAGGUAUUGAGGUGAGAUGGGCAUCAAGCGACAAGCCUGAGGAAAUCGCCGGAUAUAUUGACGAGAAAACAAAAAUGGUGUUUGUAGAAACCAUUGGAAAUCCUCGGUGCAGUGUACCGGAUCUCCGAGGAAUCGCAAAUGUCGCACAUCUACAAGGUGUUCCGUUUGUUGUUGACAACACAUUCGGGGCUUGCGGUGCAUUUUGUCGGGCCAUUGACCAUGGAGCAGAUAUUGUGGUUCACUCAGCUACGAAAUGGAUCGGAGGGCAUGGAACAACUGUAGGAGGAGUUAUAAUAGAUUCAGGGCGAUUCGAUUGGGGACAAAGUCCAGCUCGAUUUCCUCAUCUCAUCGAAGAAUCUGGACCUUUGAACUUUUCUUAUUGGAAAGCAUUCGGCAAUUGCGCUUUUGCAGUGGCUCUUCGAAUCAACGUGGUCAUGGAAGUAGGCUCAGUUCUCGGUCCUUUCGCUGCUCAGCAGCUUCUCCUUGGCUUGGAGACUCUCAGCUUAAGGUGUGAGAGGAUCGGGUCGAAUGCGCUGAAAGUCGCACGUUUCUUGGAGUCGGAUCCUCGAAUGAGCUGGGUGAACUAUCCAGGACUUGAGAGAAAUGAAUAUCACAGUCUCGCGAAGGAAUACUUGACUGGCGGGUUUGGUGGUGUUCUCUCCUUCGGUGUGAAAGGUGGCGCUCGUGCGAGUGAUAUUCUAGUUGACAGAUUGCGCAUCAUUUCAAACAUGACAAACGUUGGCGACUCGAAAACGAUGAUUACUCACCCUUGGAGCUCUACUCAUGUCGUCAUGUCCGAGAAGGACAGGAUUGGAGCCGGAAUCGCGGUGGAGAUGUUUCGUCUGUCAGUAGGGACCGAAGACGUUGAGGACCUCAUUCAUGAUUUCUAUCAAGCAUUGGCUAUUCCAGAUCCGCCGACGGAAGAUGUGAGC
Penicillium subrubescens is the source of this 1257-nucleotide messenger RNA. RefSeq names its product O-acetylhomoserine aminocarboxypropyltransferase/cysteine synthase family protein. Gene Ontology annotation, molecular function: pyridoxal phosphate binding; transferase activity, transferring alkyl or aryl (other than methyl) groups. The record is from RefSeq and is a predicted model, not a curated record. The transcript is spliced from 4 exons. The annotation marks the transcript as partial. Gene Ontology annotation, biological process: transsulfuration. NCBI's taxonomy places the organism in Eukaryota, Fungi, Ascomycota, Eurotiomycetes, Eurotiales, Aspergillaceae.